CGGCCGCAGGAAGCACCGACGCUCCUUCCACAAAGGCCAAAUGGUGGCAGGAGCCCGCGGGAGGGCGGCAGGAAAGGGCUUUCCCCUGGAUCCCCGGCGUGUCCAUUCCGGCACCCCCGAGCGCUGCCGCUCGGUAGUUGCGACUUGUGUGUCUGCUGCAGUUACGUUUUUUAAUAGCAGGUUUUUGUUUGGCUCAGUAAAACGUGUGUCAGUCCGGGCUGCGAGCAGGUGGAUAGGUCUGGGGGGGAAUAAGCUCGGUCUCCUUUAUGCGUUUUGUAGAUUAAUCUCGCUAAUAGAUGCAGUUAAUAAUUUCUGCCCUAGUUAGGCCUGGAAUUUUUCAAACUAUGUUGGAACAGCUCGUUUCCAAAAACAUAGGUAGUCUUCUGCUUUAUUUUUGAUGUGGCUAAAAUUCUGUAGUUCAGGCAUCUAACUGCAAUGUGGAAAAUACCAUUAACAUUGAAAUGAACGGUAUAAUCUCAAAAUUCUAAAGUGACCCCUAAACAGGUACUAGGAAGGGAAGACAGGGGAAAAAAUUCAUUUACUAGAGAUAUAAUUCAUACUGAUUUACAGCUAUUGUGUGUCUUCUAUAGUUGUUUUUUUUUUGCCUAACAAAUUGGAAAAACUAAACCUAAUAACCUUUUCUCUGUACUUCUUCCUGACACUCAUCCCAGUCUGAAAUCAUACAGGGAAGAAGUCAUAACCUCAACAGUUACUGUUGCAGGAGUCCUUUAAGUAUAUAAUAAAGGAAUUAAAUUUGAUAACUUCUUGACUUCAGCUCCUUCUAGCAAAAGAUUGGACUUCUCAAAUCCAACAAACAGUACUGCUUCAGGCUUUUUUUUUUUUUUAGCUAAGGUGCUAAGGUCUAAAACUUUCCAACAUUUUAAUUUGCUUAUUAGCUUUUUUAGGAUUCUUUAAUGCUAAAUACUUCACAUUCUAAAACAUGUUCUUUUAUAUUCAGUAUGUAGAAAAUGCAGUGACUGCACACCUCUCCCUGUGACCUAACAAGUGCACUUUAAUGAACCUCAAUAGUGACCUUCUGAUGUCCUGCUGUUUCAGAGCAAAUAGUUCCGAGGUUCUGUAAGCGGAGGAGCCCUUUGGUAGCAUCAGGCUAUGAGUUGCUAUGUAAGAUGAACUGUAGGCGUUUACUUGCCCAUCUGUCUCAAUUCACAUCAUCCUACCUCGGUGGAUGGCUUGGCCUCUUUGGUAGUUCAAGACUCUUGGAUGACCACGCUUUAUGCAAAAUCCGGAAUCUUCCUGCCUGGACUCCUUUCCGUUUUCUGAGGGUAACUACUUGUUCAUGUUGGGGAGAGGUCUAAAGCGCAAACUGAGUGACUAUGAGGAGAACAUGGCUGGUCUCUCGAGUGCCUUUGAUUCCAGUCGAAGUCUGCCCUAUCCACUUAAGAGGCAGUUGGUGCUCAACAUGUGCCUCACCAAGUUACAGACGUACAAAAUGCUGGUGGAACCGAACUUGCACCGCUCUGUCCUCAUCGCCAACACCGUGCGGCAAAUUCAAGAGGAAAUGAGACAAGAGAGUAACCAGCAGCCAGUUAACAUCUGCCCUGGCAUUGCUCCUAGUUCUCACAGCUACCCAGGGAUGGAGUCAUCUGGGAUUUCUCUUCAGUUGCCUUCAGGUAUUAGUCAGCAAGAGUCCAACUGUUGCGACUUGCGGUCUGUCGAAGACCCGAUUGAAAACAGCCUGCUGAUAGUUUCAGAUGAUGACAUGUCGUCUGCCAUUUCAUCUAUUCUGAAGGAUUUAGACUUUGUAGAAGAUAUAAGCCCUCCUACUUGUCUGGUUCCUACUGGAGAUGACCAGCCAAAGUUUCCAGAGAAUACUGGUCUGAAACUAGAAGAUGAUAGGCAGGAUUUGAAGGGAGCUGAAUGUGUAUUUGGUUCCUUUGAGAUUUCAAAUUCAACUAGUUACUUGAAGGAUUUGGCAAUAGAUGACAUUUUCGAAGAUAUUGACACUUCAAUGUAUGAUUCAGACUUCUGUUGCCCUCCACUAAUGCCGCCCAGAUCACCAUCUCUUGCUACAGAAGAACCAUUGAAAACCUUUCCAUCUUGUAAUUCUUCUUCAGCAAGCAACAUUCAGAUAUGUAGAACAGAUCUCAGUGAGCUGGACCACAUCAUGGAAAUUCUGGUUGGAUCCUGAUACUUGUUUUACCCAAAGAUACUUUUUAACUGCCACUUUCAUUUGGUUUCAGGAUAAAAGCCACUGGAAAAGUUGUAAAGAGUUCUUUAAGACAAAAACUAAAUAACAAUUUGUCUGUACUAGAAUUUUCUAAAUAAUUCCAAAACUUAAAAACCAAAAAAGUGGCAGAUUUUUUUAAAAAAAGAAAUAUUUAUUUAUCAGAACUGUGCAAUCAUCAUUUUCCUUCCAGGGUGUAUGUGGAACAAUAGGCACAUACCCUCAUCACCCCUCAUGCCUCUUUCAAUAAACUUUUUUAUGUGCAAUUUUUAAUUUGACAGAAGAAUUUACAUGCAAAGCAAAUUUCAUAUGAGAUGAUCUUUUACAAAGCCUCCACUUUAUUUUUAAUAUCAGAGUCUAUGCCAAGUUGGCAUCCGUCAAGUUGCAGAGUUAGAUCGUGUGGAUUGCAGACACAUUACUAGAGAUGGGUAUAUUUUAAAAAUGAGACACGCUUUGCUUUCUUUUGGUCAGAAAAGCAGAUCAAGAUACUUACCAGCAAAGUCUCUUGCAUUUUCUAAAGCAUUCAGAACUAUUUAUUUUUGUAAAUUUUAUAGUCUUUCUACAUUUUACUACGUUAUUUCAUCAUAGUUCAAAUAUAAUGGACUUAUAGUUGGAUGUGUUUAGCACUACCUCUGAGCUGAAAUGCUUUAACUCUUUCCAGUGCUUCAUCUAAGACUGCAGAUCUUUUUGUUUCCUUUUUUUUUUUCCUGGGGGAAAGUACUUCUAACUCAUUAAGCUGAUCCUUUGACAGUGACCUAGCUGAUUUGUGAAAUCAAGGGUAUUCAAUGUUUAAAAACUUUUAAGUAUUUACAAGUGUAAUUUAUAUGUAGAUUGUGAAAUUUAACAUUUUUCUGUCAGUAUUAUGUGCUUAGAUUUUGAAUAAUCUUGGCGUUCUUUAAAUUAAAACUUACUAUGUACAGGUAGCUUUUUAUUCUGUUUUGGAAAACACUGUCCUCCAACCCUGCUUUCACUACAAUGUUUUAAGAUGAUUUUUAUGUGCAAUAUUAUUUAAAAAGAUACACAUUUGUAUACCUGGCAUUGCGGGAAGGAACGCUUCAAACUUAAAAACCUCUAGCACCUUUGGAGGAUACUCAGAGAGUCAACCAUUUCUGUGUCCUUUAAGAAACAAAGCUGAGAACACUUGUUGCGACACUGCUCUGAGUGCUCCUGGAACACCCGUGGGUGAGUCAGUGCCGAUGACUCAGUCCUGCCGUGCAGCUGUGUCCGGGAGAGCUCCGGGUCUGACCACCGCAGGGAUGCGGCGCCGGGGCCACCUGGGCCUUGGAACCAUCCGUGCUGCUGCCCCAGACUGUGCUGGGGAAAGAGGGGCACGUGUGGCAGGUGUGUGAAUAAGGAUAUAUAAACACACUCAUUAGCUGAAGACGAGAUUUGCAGUGAGAACUGUUUUUCCAUGAGACAGUUUGGAUACUGUGUCUCAGCCUGAACUGAGGUCUAUGUCCAUCCCUGCUACCGUCUUCUGAAUUACACACUUGCACAUUACUUUUUGGUUUGGUUUUUUUUUUUCUCCUUGGUUUUUUUAAGUGAUAAAACUUUUACUUUCUUCUUGAAAGCUGCAGCACCUGUCUUGAAAAUUUGCAGUUGUAAAAGCUUUGCUUUGAUUUGUUUGUAUUUUUGGGGUUUUUGUUGUUCUGCUGAGACUUUUCACGAACUGAGCAUCGGCAGAGGAAAAAAAUGUUGCCUCUAUGUUGCAUCUCACAGAAGUUGAAAUCCUGGCCCUACUGAAGGGGCCAGGGUGUCACCUGGUAUUUCUAGUCUUAACUGAUGCUGUGGCACACCUACCUUGUGCAAAGAUCUCCCUUUUUUACUGUGACUCUCUUGGUUAACAGUUAGCUGCCGAUAUAAUUUGGUAUCCCAAGCCAGUGGAGAACCAUUUCAGGUCACAUCCUUUGCAGCCAUCUGGGUUGUUUAGCAACCGAAGGGUAUAAAUGUAUUUAUAUGCAUAUAUUGUAUUGAUUCUAAUAUAAAACUUCUGAUCUAAAGUAUUUUGAAUUGCUGGAUAAAGGGAUUUGUUUGAAGAGUGUAUAAAUAGUUCUUGAAGAGGUACAGCUUCAGAAUGUACACAGAUUGUGCAUUGUGUAUAGACUACUCUGGCUUUUCCUCAGCCUCUUACUUUUGUAUUAAAAAUAUGACUGAAUAAAUCCUUGAAAUAUUAAGGGCCUUCUGCACUGUGAUGAAACAGAGUUGUGGUUAAAAAAGUCUUUAAAUUCAGUGAUGAGGGAUAAAAUAAAAAGACUGCAUCUAAUUUCUUUUUGCAUUUAAAAAUAUGGAGUGUUACUAUGCAGUAAAGAUAUUUUGGUAUGAAAAUCGUAUCAUGUAGCAAAUAGUGAACACUUAAUAAAUCCACUUACCUUGCAGCACCUACUGAAACAGAACAGAAGAAAACUCACUUUUCAACAUUUACAUACUAAAGGUUUUUGUAUACUGCAGAGAAAGAUUAAACUGUUGGUAAAUGUUUUAUCAACAAUUCAAAAUGCAAUUUUUGUUCAAGUCCUUGCUACAAAGCUCUGUUUCUAAUUGGUUGCUUGUGUCACAGUGCCAAGACCAUGAGCUGGUGUGUAAUGCAGUUCGGUUAUGUAUGGAAUUAUGUGCAAAGGGAAGUUUAAUUUUUAAAUAUGCACAAACUAAUUUUAAAAUCCUUCCAUGUAAAAUGAAGUUAGAGGCUAGUUGUGGUGGACCUAUUUAUUGUAUGUUUGGAAAUAAAAGCCACAGUUUUGCAGUUUAACCGUUUAUAUUUUGAAGACUUGGUAUUUGACUGUUUUAAAAACAAAACAAGUGUUGCACCUUG
This is a messenger RNA of Neopelma chrysocephalum (saffron-crested tyrant-manakin), 4991 nucleotides long. RefSeq names its product SERTA domain-containing protein 2-like. The transcript has 4 exons. Bases 1235 to 2149 code for a protein of 304 amino acids. NCBI's taxonomy places the organism in Eukaryota, Metazoa, Chordata, Aves, Passeriformes, Pipridae. Gene Ontology annotation, molecular function: transcription regulator activity. The record is from RefSeq and is a predicted model, not a curated record. Gene Ontology annotation, cellular component: nucleus.